CAAACAGGGUCACAGGGCGGAGCAGUUCAUCGUUUACGUGCUGAACUUGCCUUGCGUGCUAGGAUAGGAAUGAGUUUGAAGCAGGUAAUGCCACAUGGAGACAGACGGAUAUUGGAGAAGAAUUUUUCCUUAGUUUUGAUCACUUACCCAAUAGCUGUCAUAAAUUCAACUAUUUUUUCAACGGAUUACCACUGUUUCAUAUAAUAAUAGCUUUCCUGUAGCUUGAACAGUAGGACAUGGAGCUAAAAAUGCCAUGGUUUCAGGAAGUGUGUAUCUUAAAUGAAAUACUCCAGGAUUUGUUCAAGGUUGGAUGCGCGUGCCCUUGUCGCUGGCGCGUGCCCCGUCCUUCAGCAGAAUCCCUGCGCGCGAUAACGCGUCAGCAUCAAGCAAAGGAUCACUAAUAUUUCCAAUGAAUGAUACGACUGAUAGCUGACGAACUGGACGAGCUUGAUCCACUCUGGCAUCGCGGAUCCAUACAUCAGGGGGAGACGGGGCGUGUUUGAGGUGUAUAUAUCCACUGGAGUAGCUGUUUUACUGAGUUUUUGAACCAUGGCGAAGAACAACAGCCUCCAUCCAAACAGCAACGGAGAGACGGACGACUCACCAAACAUGCUGGUUUACAGAAAGAUGGAGGAUGUGAUUGCCAGGAUGCAGGAUGAAAAAAAUGGCAUACCUAUCCGUACGGUGAAGAGUUUCCUGUCCAAGAUUCCCAGUGUCUUCUCUGGUUCAGACAUUGUCCAGUGGCUGCUGAAGAAUCUUUGUAUUGAAGAUCAAGUGGAGGCUCUUCAUCUGGGCACACUGAUGGCAGCUCACGGCUACUUCUUCCCCAUCUCCGACCACGUGCUCACACUUAAAGACGACGGCACAUUCUACAGAUUUCAGACUCCGUAUUUCUGGCCCUCAAACUGCUGGGAGCCCGAGAACACCGACUACGCUGUGUACUUGUGCAAAAGAACAAUGCAGAACAAAGCACGUCUGGAACUUGCUGAUUACGAAGCUGAGAGUUUAGCACGACUACAGCGGGCAUUCGCCAGAAAAUGGGAGUUUAUAUUUAUGCAAGCAGAGGCUCAAGCGAAAGUCGAUAAGAAAAGAGACAAAAUUGAGAGGAAAAUACUGGACAGUCAGGAGAGAGCUUUCUGGGAUGUUCACAGACCAGUGCCAGGGUGUGUGAACACAACAGAAGUGGACAUAAAGAAAUCAUCCAGAAUGAAGAACCCUCACAAAACAAGAAAGUCUGUGUACGGCCUUCAAAAUGACAUUCGCAGCCAUAGCCCCACCCACACACCUGCCCCUGAGGCUAAGCAGCCAACCGAGGAAGAGCUUCGGGAACAGAUCAAGUUUUGGCAAGCACAGUUAGACCGACAUCGAUUGAAAAUGUCCAAAGUUGCAGAGAGUUUGCUGAGUUAUACUGAACAGUAUUCAGACUAUGACCCCUUCCUAUCCACUCCUGAUCCAUCCAACCCCUGGAUAUCAGAUGACACAACGCUCUGGGAGAUGGAGGCCAGUAAGGAACCCGGUCAGACUAGAGUUAGACGUUGGGGAUUUGGAAUCGAUGAGGUGCUGAAAGAUCCUGUUGGGAGAGAGCAGUUCCUCAAGUUCCUGGAGUCUGAAUUUAGCUCGGAAAACCUUAGAUUCUGGCUGGCAGUGCAGGAGUUAAAGAGGAGGCCGAUCCGUGAGGUCCCAACACGGGUGCAGGAGAUCUGGGAGGAGUUUUUGGCUCCCGGAGCUCCGAGUGCCAUUAAUGUUGAUUCAAAGAGCUACGACAAAACAACACAGAAUGUCAAAGACCCCGGACGAUACGCUUUUGAGGAUGCACAGGAACACAUCUAUAAGCUGAUGAAGAGUGACUCUUACAGCCGGUUUAUUAGAUCCAGUGCCUAUCAGGAGCUUCUGCAGGCUAAGAAAAAGAAAAGUAAGAACUUGUUUUGAAGGAAGGCAUUGCUUCCAGGGAAAAUCUCUGAUAUCAAAGAGGCUGCCUGCUGUCGUCCAAUCUUGCUGAGCCUCAAACAAUCCACUAAGGAUGAGGACGCUGUCAUCUUCAUCUCUGUCGUCUGAUUGGUCCAGAACCCCAGAUAUCCUGGACAACGGACCAAAUCACAUGCAUGUCCAAGAGACUGAAUUUUUACAUCAGUUUCUACUUGCUACUUGCUAGUUUCAGUCUUUAAGACAGUUAGACAUGGACUUCUAAUAUUUGGGAAAUGCAGCAAUGUCUUUCAAAAGAGGAAAAUGAUCUUCUCCUCUCCUCUUCUGUCUGUCAGGACUGUCUCCAACUGUAGACCGAUCAAAUGAUGUCAAAUCCAGAAAAUUUAAAGUCAUAACCACAGUUAAAUAUAACAGCAUAGGCACAUUGUAUAAAAUCAAGAAGCUUUAGACACAGAGAUGAUCUCUUCCUACUCACCUUUCAUCUCUUUUUGCAUUGAUUUUAUUGCACUAUAAAGGAUUUAGCACACGUUUGCUUAUCGCACAUGUGAAGUCGCAUGGGAUAUAUCUGAAAGCGACUGGUCUUGCAAUCUGUCUCGUCGGUUCUUUGUUGGCUCCCUCCGUUUAUUUUUUUAUACCAUGUGUAAACACUUUUACUUGAAGAUGUAUUAAAGUCAGUCCUUUAUUCGAAAGUCA
Molecule: messenger RNA, 2616 nt
Organism: Labeo rohita (rohu)
Lineage: Eukaryota; Metazoa; Chordata; Actinopteri; Cypriniformes; Cyprinidae
Gene: rgs7a
Product: regulator of G protein signaling 7a
Exons: 20
Coding region: 550-1929 (459 amino acids)
Biological process (GO): G protein-coupled receptor signaling pathway; intracellular signal transduction; regulation of G protein-coupled receptor signaling pathway
Source: RefSeq, a predicted model, not a curated record